This is a messenger RNA of Homarus americanus (American lobster), 1405 nucleotides long. It is a transcript of the gene Arl1, whose product is annotated as ADP-ribosylation factor-like protein 1. The coding region runs from base 19 to 666 and encodes 215 amino acids. The record is from RefSeq and is a predicted model, not a curated record. The transcript has 4 exons. NCBI's taxonomy places the organism in Eukaryota, Metazoa, Arthropoda, Malacostraca, Decapoda, Nephropidae. Gene Ontology annotation, biological process: vesicle-mediated transport; intracellular protein transport. Gene Ontology annotation, cellular component: Golgi apparatus; cytoplasm. Gene Ontology annotation, molecular function: GTP binding; GTPase activity.
GAAACAGAGAAAUACCUUAUGUUAGAGUCCCUGAACCUCCCCGACGACUCUCAUCUUCUUCAUAAACUCAUCCACGUAGAACACCGUGUUUUUGUUGCCAGCUGUCAAACAAAAAUAUUAGGAAUGGGGGCUCUCCUCAGCUACUUUCGGGGCCUAAUUGGUUCUCGAGAGAUGCGUAUAUUGAUCCUUGGACUGGACGGUGCAGGCAAAACAACAAUCCUAUAUCGGUUACAAGUUGGCGAAGUUGUGACUACUAUUCCAACUAUAGGUUUCAACGUAGAACAAGUUACAUACAAAAAUCUCAGGUUCCAAGUGUGGGACUUAGGAGGUCAGACUAGUAUCAGACCGUAUUGGAGAUGCUACUAUUCCAACACAGAUGCCAUCAUAUAUGUGGUGGACUCAGCUGACAGAGACAGAAUAGGCAUUUCUAAACAAGAACUUGUUUCCAUGUUAGAGGAAGAUGAACUGAAAUCUGCUAUAUUAGCAGUUCUGGCUAAUAAACAAGAUAUGGAAGGUGCAAUGACAGUUGCUGAGGUUCACUCGGCCUUGGGUUUGGAUGCCCUCAAGACACGGACUUUCCAGAUAUUCAAGACUUCAGCUAUAAAAGGUGAAGGCUUAGACCAAGCGAUGGACUGGUUAGCUAAUGCUCUUGCUACCAGAAAAUGAGACACAUUUGCAGCAUAGACAGAAUGAUGGAUGGUGUAAUGUGUGUGUGAGGUUGUCAUCUGCCUUCGCUCAUCAGAUGCUCUCUACCCCUAACCUGGAAGAUGUGCUUUGGACAAUUAUUCUUAUGUCUCAAGUUUUAAAAGAUGUAGUAAAUUAUAUGUGAAUUCAGUUCUUGGUUACAAGGGAGAUGUGCAGUCUGACAAGCGAGGGUAACUACUUGUGGUUUAAAUUUUUAUUGUGUGUAAAUGGAGCUGUGCAAAUUUGAUGCAAUGUGUAUGUGAUUUUAUAUCUCAACAUUUUGUUAUUUCUUUUUUACCAAGGGGGAUAUUAGAUAACAAGAUAAAACUUAGGAUGUUUAGACUAUUCCAAGUGUUAAUUUGGCAGUCAUGUGGAUUAGAGUUGAAUUUUAAAAUUAUUGUGGAUGAAUAAUUGAAGGUUGCCAUCUGCAGACAUCUUAUAUGUCCCUCAACAUUCAUAAUAUUGGUCUACACAAGGUUGUUUUUAUUUAAGAGUUUUGCCUUGAAUUUGAUGUUUUUGUGUAGAUUUGUCAUGUGAAAAUUUUUCACUUACCGUAUAUAUCGGCCUGCAAGGCGACGUGGUGUAUAAGAUGACCCCAAAAAUUUCCAUUUAAAAAGUAGGUAUUGAGCUCUAUUCGCUGUAUAAGACCGGUACCCCAAAUGUGACACUUACCAUUGGGAGCUUACUGACCCAGUAGUCCUUUACCAACCAUCCCAUUGAC